UGAAGGAGACGAGACGGUGUUAGGAAAGACGGAAGCUAUAUGAACUGAAUUUGAAUCAGACCUGUAAAAUACACACGUCACCCCAACCCAUAUGAUAAAUUUGUCUGUUGCUGUGUUUCGGGGGCGAGUACUCAAAUGACUGGAUUAUUCGAGAAAUGGGUGGAGACAAUCGUGAGAUUAUAAAUACUUGUUGGGCUGCGAUUCGUUCCACCUUCCACACACUCACGAUCUGGCAAAUCCUCGACCAUCGCUGGGGCUUUAACGAAAGCAGUGUGUCAAACAACGGUGUUUACGCUGGAGCUCUGAAAAAAAGACAAGAGGUGCUCCGGUUAAGCCCUGCAUCAUCUUGACCAGAGAACGCAGGGAUCAUUUGCUUCAGUCUCUAAAGAAACAUUUUGUUUCGGGAGAGGGUACAAUUUGAUAGUACUUACAUGCUGCAGCCGCCAUCAGUCCUUCAUAAUAAUCUUUAAUCGAUGCAAAAUGGUGCAAAAUAAGAUCACCGAAGUGACUGGAUUCCAUCGCUCUUUCAAGGGCCCAAAUCCCUUUGCUGGUGAUGAAUUCACAAAUGGUUCCCUCCUUAAUUCAGACUUCAAUUUUGAUUUGUCAAAUAGACAUGAUAUUACCUCCAGCAAGCCUAUUGACAUCCCUGAUGCCAAGAAGAGAAAUAAGAAGAAAAAGCGUUGCAGGGCAACUGACAGCUUCUCUGGCCGAUUUGAGGAUGUCUACAGCCUGCAGUCAGAGGUACUUGGAGAGGGGGCUUAUGCAAGGGUACAGACCUGCAUCAACCUCAUCACCAAUAAAGAAUAUGCUGUCAAGAUCAUUGAGAAGAGACCCGGUCACAGCCGCAGUCGCGUCUUCAGGGAGGUGGAGAUGCUGUACCAGUGCCAGGGUCACAGAAACAUCCUGGAGCUGGUGGAGUUCUUUGAGGAGGAAGACAAGUUUUACUUGGUGUUUGAAAUGCUCAGAGGGGGUACAGUCCUGGCUCACAUCCACAGGAGACUACACUUCAGUGAGCAGGAAGCCUGCGUUGUGGUGCAGGACAUCGCCAGCGCUCUGGAUUUCCUGCAUAACAAAGGAAUGGCACAUAGAGAUCUGAAGCCGGAGAACAUCUUAUGUGAGCAUGCAGACAAAAUCUCGCCUGUGAAGAUCUGUGACUUUGACCUGGGUAGUGGGAUCAAGCUAAACAGCGACAGCUCUCCCAUCUCCACCCCAGAGCUCCUCACUCCAUGUGGCUCGGCAGAGUACAUGGCCCCUGAAGUGGUGGAGGCCUUCAGUGAGGAGGCCACAAACUAUGACAAGCGCUGUGACCUGUGGAGCCUGGGGGUCAUCCUCUACAUCCUGUUGAGUGGCUACCCACCCUUUGUAGGCCGCUGCGGUAGCGACUGUGGCUGGGAUAUGGGAGAACCCUGCCACACAUGCCAGAACAUGUUGUUUGAGAGUAUCCAGGAAGGGAAGUAUGAGUUUCCAGAGAAGGACUGGGCUCACAUCUCCUCAAGUGCCAAAGACCUGAUCUCCAAACUUCUUGUUAGAGAUGCCAAGAACCGCCUGAGUGCCGGCCAGGUUCUGCAGCACCCCUGGGUGCAGGGGGGAUUCUCUGACACACUGCCAACAUCCAUCCUACCUCAAAGGAGCAGUGCCAAGGACCUGACGUUCUUUGCUGGCAAGGCAGUGGCCAUGAACCGGCAGCUGGCUGAGCAGGCUGUGAUGGCAGAGCAGCAGCAGCUCGACGAGGCUCCCACUGUCAUCACAGCCUGCUCCACUUCCAUGCACCUCUCCCCUCCAUCCAACUCCAAGCUGUCCAAGCGCAGGCAGAGCCUGCUAAAGACGGGGCCUGUCUCUGCCGCCGAGCUCUGCCAGCUCCUCGCCCCCCUCGUCAUCACGUCAUCUGCCUGAAUCACCGCCUUUGACCAGCCGCACCCACUGAAUUGGAUCUCCAGAUGACCGUUCAGCCUGGCCCCUGCCUCGCCCUGGCCCCUGCCUCGCCCUGGCCCCUGCCUCGCCCUGGCCCCUGCCUCGCCCUGGCCCCUGCCUCGCCCUGGCCCCUGGCCCCAACUCAACCACACUUUCAUUGACUGCAGGCUUGUCCCCCUCUUUAACAGGAGAGACCGCUGCCAUGCCUGGCUCCAAAAGUAUAUUUCGGAGGGCAAAGAUGAAGAGCCGGCAGCCCAAAUGCACACAUGCCCAAAAUUCCUGAUCAGUGCAGCUCCACGUAUGCGUCCUCUAUUAAUUGAAAUGUGAUGGCAGUUGGAGAAAUGGCUUGAGCUGCGCUGAGAAUUAGAAAAGUACAACACUGCUGUGUACACUUUGGACUCUGUUAAAUGCUUCACUGCCUUCUGCCCCAUAGCAGCACUUGUAAAGCACAUUAGCCAGGGCCUGCAUACAUGGCACAUCCAGGCUGAGGGGGGGGCCCUUUUCAAGCUGUUUUUCUUUUGAGUCUAUGGCAGAACGGUUGAACCAAGCUCAGACGCCUGUUGUGCUGCUUCCGCAUGUUAUAACUGGAUCCACUGUGAAUGAAGUUUAUCUGGAAUGUUCUCCAUGUCUGAAUGUCCCAUCAGCAGAUGCAUACACGCUGAUGCAAUGGCCAACAUGAAGGGUUUUACAUGUGGAGGUAUUCAGUGGAAAGAGUUCAGAAGGCUGGAAGCCAAUGCUGCCAGUGUCUGUCGCAGUCCAUUGUUUGGAUAAAUUCCUCUUCAACUGAGCCUCCUCUGUGGAAGGUCUAAGCCCACAGUACAAAAUGUUGUGGCUGUGCCCAUGAGCCUCUAGUACCAGAGAAUGUAUCUAUAACCAGCCCUUAUUACGCUACAAUGCAGUUUCAUAGAUGACAUGAAUUAUGCCAAACUACCAAUCGCCAUGCAUCAUUCAAUUUUCAUCUAUUCUUUCUGAUAUCAGGGAAUUCCUCCUGAAUUUCUACAAUGCAAUAGGGGUUGAAUGAAAUGUUGCGCCUGCCUCUGCGGAAGGUGCUUUAUGCACUAACCUAAAGUUCUUGGCACAUGCAACUCAUUUGAUACCAGAACAUGAACUUUGUUGUCCUGAUGCUACCCUCAAUAAACAUGGAGCAGGAAAAUUGCAAAUUUGGUUCCCCAUGCCAAAGCUUCCCAUGCCAAAUUGUGUACUAAGUGUUGUCAUCAAACCAUAAGAUGUAUUAAUGUAAACAUCUAAAGUUAUUUGACUGCUAUGUAAAGGAAAUAUACCAUGGCUGUCAUAAUAAUCUGUCUAAUUUAGCAGAGUUAGAAAUGCUAAUUUUAGCCGACGUGACUUGGCUAAUGUAUUUGGAUUUGUUCAGGGUUUAAUCAGGCUUUUCUGUUAAGAGGUUAACCUACUAUUGACCUUGAUAAUGUGACACCCUCAGAAUGAUUCCAAAUUGCAUCACAACUGCAAAAACCUCAUUUUGGGAGAAAUAAUUAGCAUUUAACAUGGUGACGGAGAUGAUGGAAAAGUCUAAAUGGCAUAGCAUUCCAGAAAAGUCUUCCGAGGACAUGUAGCUGUAUUGAGUUAUUUAAAAAGUUAACUGUUUAACUGUGCCACUUUUUUUUAAUUAUUUUUUUUACACGUGUUUUUAAGCUUUUAUUUUUCGACAUUAACCUCAUGCAGGUGCUGUUCAAUUGUUCAGGUGGAACACCAGAUGUUCCUUUUUUUAAAGUGUGAAGUUUUAUCUGGAGCUAAAUUAAUGCCCAGUGACAGUUAUUUUAAUGUUAUUUUGUAAUGCGAAAGUGUUGGCAACAAUCUGUUUGGAAACCAGUGGCUGUUAGGAAAUUGACAAAUUAUAUUAGUGAUGGGUUCUCAAGACACUAGCCAAUGCCAAAAAGUCAUGAAUACAAGUGACAACGUGCGUGUUCUCAUCACCAAGGAGUACAACGACUAAACUCAUGACUGUCCAUGUGGUGUUACCACUACUGCAGUUUGUUACCACUACUGCAGUUUGGUUAUCUUGGAAGAAAUGGCUCCCUUAGUGUCAAAAGGCCCAUUCUGCUGAUUCAUGGGACACUGAUUGUGAUCUUUCUGAAACCUUUCUACCAAUGUAUGUUUCUGGGGUUUUAUGUCUUAUAGUAAGACUUACUUGAAUUUGUGUAUGCAGCUGUUCUUUGUUUGGGGAAACUAACUUGCUAUUAAGAAUCUGAGAAAAAGCAUUAAGCUGCGUAAGGCAUUUUUGGGGGGUUUAUGAAAAUGCCUUUUCAAUUGAGUUUCUGCCUGCCUUUUAUUUUUUUCUAUCAGACAAGUGUCUCCCUAUUUUGUUAGGGUUGUGAUUCUCCGAAAUGCACAGAUGUAGUACUUACAUCUACGGUGUGUUCUUAGUCAUAACCAUUUCUACUUUUGCACAACGCAGUAGUUUUGGACUUUCUAAAUGAUAUUGCAACAAUGUGUAAAAUGAGACCAACUGGACAGUCAAUCCCCCACUAUUUGAAUGGUGCUCACAGGGAACGCAUUUAAGAUUUGAACAACAUUGGAACAUAUGUAUACAUCUUUCAGUCCGAGGGAGGUAACGUAAAUGUUUAUCUACGUGGUUCUCUACUCAAGCCUUCUCUUUGGAGUUGUUGCCCCUUGUUUUUAACUCUUUUUGUCCCAGCCCAAAAUAUUAACAGGAUUUUUAUUUUAUUUUUUACAAAUCAUACUUCUGAGACAUUGAAUUGAAAUAAGCACUUUACUGUAACAUGGGACUGAUUUGCAGUUCACGCAAAGAAACAUGACUUGCAGAAUUUUAUUGUUUUUUUUUCUAAAUACAAUAAAUUGCUUUGAACAAGUA
Molecule: messenger RNA, 4741 nt
Organism: Oncorhynchus keta (chum salmon)
Lineage: Eukaryota; Metazoa; Chordata; Actinopteri; Salmoniformes; Salmonidae
Product: MAP kinase-interacting serine/threonine-protein kinase 2-like
Exons: 14
Coding region: 481-1893 (470 amino acids)
Biological process (GO): intracellular signal transduction; protein autophosphorylation; peptidyl-serine phosphorylation
Cellular component (GO): nucleus; cytoplasm
Molecular function (GO): calcium-dependent protein serine/threonine kinase activity; ATP binding; calcium/calmodulin-dependent protein kinase activity
Source: RefSeq, a predicted model, not a curated record